This is a messenger RNA of Salvelinus namaycush (lake trout), 6777 nucleotides long. Its product is annotated as MAP kinase-activating death domain protein-like. Gene Ontology annotation, biological process: regulation of Rab protein signal transduction; regulation of apoptotic process. Gene Ontology annotation, molecular function: guanyl-nucleotide exchange factor activity. The coding region runs from base 493 to 5244 and encodes 1583 amino acids. Gene Ontology annotation, cellular component: cytosol. Lineage: Eukaryota; Metazoa; Chordata; Actinopteri; Salmoniformes; Salmonidae. The record is from RefSeq and is a predicted model, not a curated record. The transcript is spliced from 31 exons.
GUACAGUCUGCCCCCACCCGCGGAACUCCAGUCCCUGCAGAUGAUCUGGAGGAAAUGUUAUGAAGACGGGUUUUAUGCCAAUAAUCAUACGUGUGCAAGCAACUAGCAUUUCACAGGCUAAAAUUAGGUGUGGAUUUAAAAUACACAUUGAAGAGCUGUUGAAUCACCAUCUCUGGAAAAUGGAUCCAGGAUACUUGUUACACCUCGCUAUUUGAAAUACGUCUCAAUUCAUCUCCUCGCUGGCUUUCUUUCUACCACCAACAACAUACCAGGCCGACGUCGACGACAGCUAGCGUGUAUUGCUAGCCACCUAGCUAACAUACUGCUAGCUACUGGUUUCCCCAUUUCUUUUCUCAGGUGUCCACAAUGACAACUAACGUCCUGCAUGCUCCUCCCACACCUAGCCCUGCCUCUUCGUGAUUGAACAGCUGCUGACUGACCAGAGAGGUGAAAAAUGUCUGUGUUGCCAUGACUUAAAGACAUCAAUCAAAGAUGGAGAAAAAGAAAAUGUGCCCCCGUCUUCUGGACUACCUGGUGGUGGUCGGAGCCAGGCAGCCCAGCACUGACAGCGGAUCCCAGACCCCCCAGCUCCUCCGUCGCUACCCGCUGGAGGACCACCCAGACUUCCCUCUGUCUCCGGACGUGGUCUUCUUCUGUCAGCCUGAGGGAUGCCAGAGCAUCCGGCAGCGCCGGGUCAGCCUGCGAGACGACGCCUCCUUCGUCUUCGCACUCACUGACAAAGACUCGGGCAUCACGCGCUAUGGUAUCUGCGUCAACUUCUACCGCUCCUUCCAGCGAGGGGGGCACCGCCGCGACAAGGCGGGUAGCGGUGGAACGGCGGCGCAGAUAGUGGAAGCGACCAGCGAGGGUUCCGAUGGCAGCGGUGGCUGCACCACUGCCUCCACGUUGCCGACGCCUGCCAGUGCUGACACAACAACCACACCUGUGCCAGGCACGGAGCCGGGACCACCCGGUGGCGAGCCAAAUGCCGGCAGGUCCCCUCGGCACAAACGCAGCACGGCCAAGAUGGUCAGUCGGAACCGCGACAGCACGCUGACCUCGCUGUGCAUGAUCAGCCACUACCCCUUCUUCUCCACCUUUAGGGAGUGCCUGUACAUCCUUAAGAGAAUGGUGGACUGCUGCAGCCACAGGUUGACCCAGCGUGCCGGCCUGGCCCGCGCAACUCAGAGGGACACCAUGUGGCGCGUGUUCACGGGGGCCCUGUUGGUGGAGGAGAAGGGCAGCCAGCUGCUGGCUGACCUGCGGGAGAUCGAGUCCUGGGUCUACCGCCUCCUGCGCUCCCCGGUGCCCGUGGCGGGCCAACGGCGCGUAGAUGUGGAGGUGCUGCCCCACGAGAUGCAGCCGGCACUCACCUUCGCCCUGCCCGACAACUCUCGCUUCUCCAUGGUGGACUUCCCCCUGCACCUGCCCCUGGAGUUGCUGGGUGUGGACGCCUGCCUCAUGGUGCUCAGCUGCAUCCUGCUGGAGCACAAGGUGGUCCUCCAGUCGCGGGACUACAAUGCCCUGACCAUGAGUGUCAUGGCGUUUGUGGCCAUGAUCUACCCCCUGGAGUACAUGUUCCCUGUCAUUCCCUUACUGCCCACCUGCAUGGCCUCCGCUGAACAGCUUCUCCUCGCCCCCACCCCUUACAUCAUAGGUGUGCCUGCCAGCUUCUUCCUCUACAAAUCCGAUUUCAAAAUGCCCGACGAUGUGUGGCUCGUGGAUCUGGACUGUAACAAGGUCAAAGCACCCACCAAUGCAGAGCACCUACCCCCUCUUCCCGAGCCGGAAUCCACAGAACUCAAGAAACACCUGAAACAGGCCCUGGCCAGCAUGAGUCUCAACACCCAGCCCAUUCUGAACCUGGAGAAGUUCCAGGAGGGCCAGGAGUUACCCCUGCUCCCCCCCGGCCAGAACAAGGCGUCGCCCUCUUCCACCGAGUUCAACCCCCUCAUCUACGGCAACGACGUGGACUCUGUGGAUGUGGCCACCAGAGUUGCCAUGGUGCGGUUCUUCAACUCCCCCAAUGUGCUCCAGGGUUUCCAGAUGCACACGCGUACGCUGCGCCUCUUCCCCCGGCCUGUGGUGGCAUUCCAGGCCACGUCCUUCCUGGCCUCGCGGCCCCGACGCUCAGGCUUCGCUGAGAAGCUGUCGCACACCCAGGCCGUGGAGUACUAUGGCGAGUGGGCCCUCAACCCCACCAACCUGGCCUUUCAGAGGAUCCACAACAACGUGUAUGACCCAUCUUUAAUCGGAGACAAGGGCAAGUGGUACGCCCACCAGCUGCAGCCAGUGUUCUACCGUGUGUAUGACGGCAGCUCCCAGCUGGCCGAGGCCAUGAGUGGACCCGUAGAAGAUGAGGCCAACGACUCGGACCCCACAGACGACAGCGACAGUGAGGCUGGCUACGAUGACUCCAGCUCUUCCUACUCGUCACUUGGAGACUUGGUGAGCGAAAUGAUCAAAUGUGACAUCCAAGGGGACACGCCAAACCUGGAUCCCCCUACCCACGCUGCACUGGGAGACGCCAGCGAAGUGGACUUCCAGGACUUCCAGGAGUUUAAGGGAGGAGAGGGUCCUCUCCCCCAAGAGAAGGCACUGCCUGAGGGGGGUGACGGAGCUCCUGAACCUCCUGAUGGACAAGCCCUCCGCUCGAGCUCCAGCACAACCGCCAGCUCCAGCCCCAGCACCAGCACAAUCAUCCAGGGAGUCAACAAUGAGCAGGCAGAACCAGUGGAAAUGGAGGCAUUGGCCAGUGCAGCUCUACAGAACCCUGUCCCCGGAUUGGGCGCUCCGCCCUUCUCCAGACCUCCCCCAGACGCCACCCCUGUGGGACCAGCCAAUAAGAAGGGAGAGUACGACAACCCCUACUUUGAGCCCCAGUAUGGCUUCCCUGCUGAGGAGGACCCUGAGGCAGAAGACCAAGAGGAGACGUACACGCCCCGGUUCAACCAGAACCUCAAUGGCAACAAAGCCCAACGCCCCCUGAGGCCUAGCAGCCUAAAGCUGCCCGGAGAGUCGGACGGGGAGGGCGACUCCCGCAACAGUUCUCCAAACUCCACCAUCUCCAACAACAGCAGCGAUGGCUUUGGGGGCCUCAUGUCCUUUGCCAGUAAUCUGUACAAGAACCACGGCACCAGCUUUAGCCUCUCCAACCUGUCUGUACCCAACAAGGGGGGGCUGAGGGAGAAGGCCGCUGGGGCUGGGCCCUUCCCCAAUCUCAAAGGAGGCGCCCGCGGUCCCCCCAGGGCGCUCGUUGACCAGAAGUCGUCGGUCAUUAAGCACAGUCCCACGGUCAAGAGAGAGUCCCCUUCGCCCCAGGGUCGUGCCAACAACACCAGUGAGAACCAGCAGUUCCUGAAGGAGGUGGUGCAGAGCGUGCUGGAUGGCCAAGGCGUGGGCUGGCUCAACAUGAAGAAGGUGCGCCGCCUGCUGGAGAACGAGCAGCUGCGUGUCUUCGUGCUGAGCAAGCUGAACCGGGCCGUCCAGUCAGAGGAGGAUGUCAGGCAGGAGGUCAUCCGGGAUGUGGAGAUUAGCAGGAAGGUUUACAAGGGCAUGUUAGACAUACUGAAGUGCACCGUUUCUAGUCUGGAACACUCGUACACCAAUGCCGGGCUUGGAGGCAUGGCCAGCGUCUUCGUUCUGCUGGAAAUCGCACGCACCCACUACCAAACCAAAGGAGCGGAGGGGGCUAAGAAACAGCACCCUGAGCUGACUGACACAGAGGAGAAGAAGUCCCAGAUCAGUGCUGACAGUGGCCUCAGCGUCACCUCUGGAUCCCAGAAGAGUGACACAGAGUCUGUGACCGGCACUGAACCGCCAGUCCUUACCAGAAGCACCAGCCAGGACUCAGAGGCCAGCACAGUGAUAAGUAACAGCUCAGGGGAGACGCUGGGAGCUGACAGUGACUUGAGUAGCACCACUGGGGAGGGCUUGGGUGGCAGGCAAGCCCCCCACCUCAACCUCUCCAGGGGAACACUGUCCGACAGCGAGAUUGAGACCAACCCGGCCACCAGCUCAGUGUUUGGUAAGACCCAAAAGAUGAAGCCUUGUGUGAAGGAGGUGAAGGCUAAACUUGUGCCUGUCGUGGCUAAGGGGCCUCCCACCCAGCCCUUGGAAGACAUCAGCAUGAGGAUUUACCUGUGUGAUGGCCUGCUGGGUAAGGAGCGCUCUACACUGUGGGACCAGGUCCAGUUCUGGGAGGAUGCUUACUUGGAUGCUGUCAUGUUGGAGAGAGAGGGGAUGGGCAUGGACCAGGGACCUCAAGAGAUGAUUGACAGAUACCUGUCACUCGGGGACCACGACCGUAAGCGCCUGGAGGACGAUGAGGACAGGCUGCUAGCUACUCUACUGCACAAUAUGAUCGCCUACAUGCUAAUGGUUAAGGUGAACAAGAAUGACAUCAGGAAGAAGGUGAGGCGUCUGAUGGGGAAGUCCCACAUCGGCCUUAGCCACAGCCAGGAGAUCAACGAGUGUCUGGACAAACUGGCUAAUUUGAAUGGCCGCGAGCUGUCCAUCAGACCUAGCGGAAGCCGUCACAUCAAGAAGCAGACCUUCGUGGUGCAUGCUGGGACAGAUACCACGGGGGACAUCUUCUUCAUGGAGGUGUGUGACGACUGUAUAGUCCUGCGCAGCAAUAUCGGCACAGUGUAUGAGCGCUGGUGGUACGAGAAGCUCAUCAACAUGACCUACUGCCCCAAGACCAAGGUCCUGUGUCUGUGGAGACGCAAUGGCCAGGAGACCCAACUCAACAAGUUCUACACCAAGAAGUGUCGCGAAUUGUAUUACUGUGUGAAGGACAGCAUGGAAAGAGCUGCUGCCCGACAGCAAAGCAUUAAACCAGGGCCAGAGCUGGGUGGAGAGUUCCCUGUGCAGGACAUGAAGACUGGCGAGGGAGGACUGCUGCAAGUCACCCUGGAAGGCAUCAACCUGAAAUUCAUGCACAGCCAGGUUUUCAUAGAGCUGAAUCACAUUAAAAAGUGCAAUACUGUGAAGGGAGUCUUUGUCCUGGAGGAAUUUGGCACACCAGAUCUGUUACUCCGUCCUCUGCCUUUUCUCCUACGUGGCUGCGGUGAAGGGGAAGGAAGCAGAAGGCAAGCCCAAGCUUCUAUCUCCAAGACCCCUGGCCAGCUAGUCUACGACCCCUCCAAUCUACCCCCCCCCCCCCAUCCCCCCCGUGCCUCUCACUCUGCAACAAAGUGGAAUCUCGGUCCUACUAUGACAUUGAGUUCUGACAAUCCUUGAUCCUACACACCGCUUUACUCCUCUUUGCACCCUGUAAGUACAUCUCCAAGAAAUACCCUCUACUCUUUGCGCCUCGCCAUGUAAGUAAAAUCCCUAUGGUGUGUGUAUGUAUAUGUGAACCCUGGUCUGUGGCAUCGUGUGUACCCUUCCCAACCAUGGUCACGUCCACUAGGCUCCUCCCAUACAGGCCCAGCCUGAUGUCUUGGCCGUAAGCUUGCUUGAUCUUCAAGGCGAGGUCCGUCUGUCCCCCAUCUCUGUCCCCUCUGAGACUGUGUCCUUCUCUCGGCCUGGCCUGCUGCCAAGGUCUCAUUGGUUGUUUUUAAUGGGAUGGAGACAGGCAAGGGGGAGGGGUGUGAUGCACAGCUCUGCAAGUCGAUAAGAAAGCAACCAACCGCCCCGUCCACACUCUGCUCCACUCCCUAUGACUGUGAUGAAUAUUCUAUGUGCUACUACUGUAAAACUCCAGUCUGUCCAAGUCCAAACCGGUGAAACGUUUAAAAAGCAUUCUAGUACUGACGGUUGUCACUUUGUUAAUAAACGCUACUUCUGCAUGGUGCAUCAAACACUGCACGUAAAAGCUUUUAUUCCUUUUGAUCCCAAAAUAUCUUGUGUGGUCCAAGAUGUGUGCAUCUCUCUUUAGCUUGCCCAGUGAGGCUAAACUACUGUCAAAUGUCUUGUCUGUGGUCCUCUGUAUUGAAUUGCAUGUUACUAUGGAGAGAAAAAAUGCUGUACAUUCCACCAUAAGAUGUUUUGCAAAGUGUGGUUUAUUCACUAGAUGUGCAAUACUUUACGUAGUUAGCCAGAGCCAGAUCAUUGUUCAGAUUUUUUUUAAAUCUUGGCAAUUCUGGCUUACAAAGAGCAAAGAUUGUAAAAAAGGACUUCAUUGUCAUACAUAUUUAUUGAAGUAAAUAAAUAUGAUGACCUAUUGUUUAUAUGUGGAGAUUGUAGAGAUGUGUAAACCUACUGCUGUUAUGGUUUUGUCUGUUGGAGAGGUGUGUUAAGUCUUCAUGUUGUGUCUGUAUUGUAGUAAGAUAAAUAAAUCCAAUCUAGCCCAACUGUAAGUGGUGUGUAUGUGAGUGUAUACAUGCAGUGUGUUGUUUUGCCAGAUCAGCAAUAUAUGAGUAAUACAGCUAUAUGAUCAGGAUAUUGUUUUUAAUGUUUACGUGGCUUUUAUUUUUUAGAGAUGAAAUGCGUGUGUAAGAAAAAUAUUGUUACAACUUCCAUGAGAGGUAUUUCAUUCUUGACAAUAAAAACACUGGUGUAAAUAUGAGAGUAACUGGAUGAGGAGUGUCUCAAAACGGUAACAGAACAUAAUAGUAUAGUUUGUUAGACUAGUUACAUAUAAUGAGAACAUUACGAAACGGGAGUAUUUGAAACCAACCAACCCUAUUAUUGUGCUAGCUAGCCUACUGCUGUUGAGAGAGAAAGUGAUGGAAUAAUUGAAAAGGUUGUAAAUAUUUGUGUUUGAAAUAAGUAUUUAUAGAACAUGUACAGCUUUGGCAAUAUCAAAAUAAAAGUUGUCAACUAAAGCCC